Abrus precatorius (Indian licorice) is the source of this 1291-nucleotide messenger RNA. RefSeq names its product bZIP transcription factor TGA10-like. The coding region runs from base 110 to 1291 and encodes 393 amino acids. The record is from RefSeq and is a predicted model, not a curated record. NCBI's taxonomy places the organism in Eukaryota, Viridiplantae, Streptophyta, Magnoliopsida, Fabales, Fabaceae. The transcript is spliced from 10 exons. Gene Ontology annotation, molecular function: DNA-binding transcription factor activity; sequence-specific DNA binding. Gene Ontology annotation, biological process: DNA-templated transcription; regulation of DNA-templated transcription.
CCCAACAACAACAACAACUACUACUCAAUUGGAACCACUCCCACCACCUCAACACCGUCAUCACCAUCAGCAUCAUCAUCAAAUACAUGACCAUCAAAUUUCUUUUGGAAUGAUGCAAUCUUCUUCUUCAUCUUCUUAUAUCCCCGGAAACUACCUAAGCAAGGAUUCGGGAGCUUAUGAUUUGGGUGAAUUGGAUCAAGCACUUUUUCUCUAUCUUGAUGGACAAACAGACCCUUCGAGUGUUCAAGACCAAAGACAGAACUCUUUAUCAGGGAUGAGGCCUCCAACUCUCAACAUUUUCCCGUCUAAGCCUAUGCACGUAGAGCCAUCAUCAUCCAAUUCUAAGCGAGAGGCCAAUCGCAAGGGUCCAACAUCUAGUUCUGAACAAGAAGGUCCUAAAACACCAGAUCCUAAGACACUCAGAAGACUUGCUCAGAAUAGAGAGGCAGCUAGGAAAAGUAGGCUUAGGAAAAAGGCAUAUGUUCAACAGCUAGAGUCGAGUAGGAUUAGGCUUAAUCAGCUGGAACAAGAGCUACAGCGUGCUAGAGCUCAAGGCAUAUUCUCCGGUGGAGGUGCACUUUUGGGAGGAGAGCAAGGCCUCCCUGUCGCUAUGAAUAGCAUUAGCACAGAGGCUGCAAUGUUUGACGUAGAGUAUGCUAGAUGGCUAGAGGAGCACCAUCGCCUAGUGUGUGAGCUAAGAGCUGCAGUGCAAGAGCACCUUCCCGAGAAUGAGCUUAGACUGUUUGUGGACAAUUGUUUGGCGCAUUAUGACCAAGUAAUGAACCUCAAGAGCUUAGUGGCCAAAACAGACGUGUUCCAUCUUGUUUCUGGCAUGUGGAAGACCCCAGCUGAACGUUGCUUCAUGUGGAUCGGUGGAUUCAGGCCAUCUGAACUCAUUAAGAUUAUUCCGAGUCAAAUUGAACCUCUCACAGAGCAACAAAUAUUGGGUAUAUGUGGGUUGCAACAAUCUACGCAAGAGGCAGAAGAGGCUCUCUCUCAAGGGCUUGAGUCUCUCAAUCAAUCUCUCUCAGACACUAUAACAUCAGACUCAUUGAGCUAUCCUCCCAAUAUGGCUAACUAUAUGGGCCAGAUGGCAGUGGCCAUGAACAAGCUCUCCACUCUUGAAGGUUUCGUGAGACAGGCAGAUAGUUUGCGGCACCAAACCAUUCAUCGUCUGCAUCAGAUUCUAACGAUACGUCAAGCAGCAAGGUGUUUUCUGGCCAUAGCUGAGUACUUCCAUCGUCUGCGAGCCCUGAGUUCGUUGUGGUUGGCACGCCCUCGCUCAGAAUAG